Molecule: messenger RNA, 708 nt
Organism: Lecanosticta acicola
Lineage: Eukaryota; Fungi; Ascomycota; Dothideomycetes; Mycosphaerellales; Mycosphaerellaceae
Source: the annotation of a GenBank genome assembly
AUGGCAGCACCGGAACCGCCAGAGGGCGUUCAUUUCUACCAGACUGCCGAGGACGUCCCCCCAGAGAUCGCCAAAUACUGGCACCAGCGACACAAGAUCUUCUCCAAGUACGACCAAGGCGUCUGGUUGACCAGUGAUGCCUGGUUUGGCGUGACCCCAGAGCCCGUCGCGCAGAAGAUUGCAGAGCACGUCGCUACUGCAGAUCCAUCCAAGACCGUCCUCAUCGAUGCCUUUGCUGGCGCUGGCGGCAACGUCAUCGCCUUCGCCCUCUCGGGCCGCUUCAAGCAGAUCUUCGCCAUCGAGAAGGAUGCCAAGACUCUAGCAUGUGCCAAACGCAACGCAGCAAUCUACGGCGUCGACAAGAAGAUCUGGUGGAUCCAUGGCGACGUCUUCCACAUGCUGAAGACGCGUCUGAGCUCGCUGACCAAGAACGCCGUCAUCUUCGCCAGUCCACCUUGGGGGGGUCCCUCGUACACCGACUGGGACGUCUUCGACCUCUCGUAUAUGGAACCGUAUAAUCUGCAACAUCUCUACGACUCCUUCGCCAAGGUGUCGACCGAGGUCGUGCUCUAUCUCCCGCGCACGUCCGACGUUCGCCAGCUGGCCAAGCAUGCAAAGGUCGAGGACAAGUUGAAGGUUAUUCACUACUGUAUGCACGGCGCGAGCAAGGCUCUUUGUGUCUACUAUGGCUCCUUCGCUCUUGAGUGA